AUGGCGGCCGAGGACGAGGUGUUCGUGGGCAGCAUCGACCAGGGCACCACCAGCUCGCGCUUCCUCAUCUUCGACAAGGCCGGAGAGCCGGUCGCCGUGCACCAGGAGGAGUUUAGCCAGAUUUACCCCAACCCCGGGUGCCAUGAGCACGACCCCGAAGAAAUCGUCAGGUCGGUGGAGAACUGCAUAGAAGGAGCGCUCAAGAUUUUUGAAAAGGCCGGCCACUCCAAAGAGAGCAUCAAGGCCAUUGGCAUCACCAACCAACGGGAAACGACCGUGUGCUGGGACAUCAAGACCGGCAAGGCCCUCUACAACGCCAUUGUGUGGACCGACACGCGCACCGCCGCCCUCGCCCGCGAGCUCAAGGCCCGCCCCGGCGCGGACAAGGUGCUCGACAUCUGCGGCCUGCCCAUCUCCACCUACCCCUCCGUCACCAAGCUGCUGUGGAUGAUCAAGAACGUCGACGCCGUCAAGCAGGCCUUUGAAGCGGGCAACCUGGCCUUUGGCACCAUCGAUGCCUGGCUGGUGUACAAGCUGAACGGCGGCACGGAGAACAACGUGUUUGUCUCGGACUGCACCAACUCCAGCCGCACCAUGUUCAUGGACAUCCGCACGCUGAAGUACAGCGAGGAGAUGCUCGAUUUGUUCUCCUACGAGUUCGACCUGCGCAAGGUGCAUAUGCCGGAGAUUGUGCGGUCGGCGGAUAGCAAGGCGUUUGGCAAGAUGGCGUCGGGGUCUUUGAAGGGCUGGCCGAUUACCGGCGUCCUGGGUGAUCAAUCUGCUGCUUUGGUCGGGCAAAAGGGUUAUGAGCCGGGUUCGGCGAAGAACACGUACGGCACUGGAUGUUUCCUGCUCUACAACGUGGGCGAGAAGCCGGUCAUUUCGAAGCAUGGGCUUUUGGCGACGAUUGCGUUCCACUUUGAUGACAAGCCGGUUUAUGCAUUGGAGGGCAGUAUUGCGGUUGCUGGCAGUGGAGUCAAGUUCCUCAUGAGCAAUCUCGGGUUCAGCGAGAAAUCGCACAAAAUCACCGAGCUGGCAGGCACGGUCAAGGACAACGGAGGUCUCGUCUUUGUGACGGCGUUCAGCGGGCUCUUUGCACCUUAUUGGAUUGACGAUGCUCACGGCACAAUGUUCGGUAUAACACACCACACCGAACGAGGGCACAUCGCACGCGCAACCCUCGAAGCAGUCUGCUUCCAAACAAAAGCCAUCCUCGACGCAAUGGAGCUGGACAGCGGGCACAAGCUCGCGCAGCUCAACGUCGACGGCGGCAUGUCCAACUCGGCGCUGUGCAUGCAGACGCAAGCCGACCUGGUGCGCAUCCCCGUCAUCCGGCCGAAGAUGAGCGAGACGACGGCGCUGGGCGCGGCGAUUGCCGCCGGCUUCGCCACGGGCGUGUGGAAGAGCUUUGACGAGCUGAAGGAGGUGAAUACCAAGGGGCAGACGGUCUUUGAGCCGCAGAUGGACGAGGCGAGCAGCAAGAAGAUGUUUGGGCGGUGGGGGCGGGCGGUGAAGAUGUCUAAGGGCUGGUUGGCGGAGGAGGGCGAAGAGGCGGAG
Molecule: messenger RNA, 1557 nt
Organism: Neohortaea acidophila
Lineage: Eukaryota; Fungi; Ascomycota; Dothideomycetes; Mycosphaerellales; Teratosphaeriaceae
Exons: 4
Biological process (GO): glycerol-3-phosphate biosynthetic process; triglyceride metabolic process; glycerol metabolic process
Cellular component (GO): mitochondrion
Molecular function (GO): glycerol kinase activity
Source: RefSeq, a predicted model, not a curated record